Messenger RNA from Scomber japonicus (chub mackerel), 1474 nucleotides. It is a transcript of the gene rnaseka, whose product is annotated as ribonuclease, RNase K a. Gene Ontology annotation, molecular function: RNA endonuclease activity. The record is from RefSeq and is a predicted model, not a curated record. Bases 275 to 574 code for a protein of 99 amino acids. NCBI's taxonomy places the organism in Eukaryota, Metazoa, Chordata, Actinopteri, Scombriformes, Scombridae. The transcript is spliced from 4 exons.
GUAGGCCUAUCCAAGGAAACUAUCAAAAAACUUUCAUAACUUUUCUAGUUCCCUAUAAAAACAAACCCGGAAGAAACUUUUUGGCGUAUGUGCCAGCUGAGCAGCUCUGAUAGGAGUGAAUGGGUGCCAUUUUUGGUCUCUUAUUAUACAUCCAUGCUCUGUCGACACUACGGAAACUUCCGGUGUCACCUGACUGAACAAGUGACACAAGUUUGACCAACAAGUCAGAGAAGUCCGAUUCUUUUUCAUUUCUAACACAACUUUACCGUUAAAGAUGCGCGGAUUGAUCUGUGGACCCAAACUGGCAGCGUGUGGGAUAGUGCUGAGUCUGUGGGGGAUCAUCAUGUUGACCAUGCUGGGGAUUUUCUUCACUACACAUUCAGCAGGUCUGAUUGAAGAUGUGCCAGUGACAGAAGAUGACAUGAAAGAUGACAACCCUCCCCAGAAAAUCUACGCACUCUAUGAGAAGGUGGGAACCAACUGCUUCAUAGCGGCUGCUAUCUACGUCCUGUUUGGCGCUUUCUCCUGCUGCCAAAUGAAGCUCAUCAAGAAGAGGGAGUACCUGGUGCACUAGUGCCACCUGCUGGACUGAGAACCUGACAGCAGCACUCUGACAGCAGUGGAGGCUGUGCCUGAACAAUCACCUGCUCCUUGAUCAUUGACCUGCUCUGGGGUUUGAAAUUUUUAAUCAGAAGCCACAGGGAAGAGUCUGGAUGCCAUGUGACCGCAGAUGGAUGUUCUGCACCUUCAUGUAUUAUAAAAUUUUGCUACCUCUGAUCAUAAGUGCUUGAAUUAUUUGAAUUAAUAUCCACUCAAACUUAGCAGUCGUGUUGUUCUUCAGAGUCUAAAUGAUUAUUUUUGUGAAGCAUUACAUGUUGUAAUUUAUCUCGUCUUCUUGUCAUCCAGACCUACAGUACAAGAGAAUGUAUAUCUGAUUAUUGCCAGUAACCAACUGGGUUUGGAAUGAAGUUAUCAGAUCAAAUGAUUCAUUUCUUUAAGCUAUUUCCUGUCUGUCCAUUUGUCUUUGCUGUUUGACUUCAUCCUUAUGUCCACCAGAUGUGAUCCAGCUGUGCUCCACCUGCUGAAACAGAUCUAGUUACAGCCAGUUCAGGUGCUUCUCUUUUACAUACUCUGCUUUUUUUUUAAACUGAAAACAUUUGUGUGGAUAUGUUUCUACAACAUCUCCAUAGAAAAGUAUAUAACAGAGUUCAGUUACAUUCACAGUGCAGUAUAACAGCGCUGUGGUGGACAUGUAAAGCUGAUGCCUGACUGCUGCACUGCUCACAUUGAAACCAACUUCUACCAUGUGUCUACCUGUUAUCAGUAGAUACAACCAAACUGUUUAAGGUGGACAUUCAGGUUACACUUCCACUCUAAAUACAUGCAUGUUGCUUCUUUAAGAAAAAUGAUGUAUAAAUGAAAAAUGAUUUAAUGACAUACACAACAUUUUUGCUAAUAAAUAAAUACAAACAAG